AUGAUCGACUCGGUGAUAAAGAGCGGUCUCAUUGCUGGGUUGAAGGAGCAGGGCUGGAACAUGUGUCACUGCAUUGGAGAAACGGACAUCCAUAUCGGUCGCAAGGCGAAGCAACAUCCUGGUCAGGUCAUGGUUGCCUUGAUUAACUCAGAUAUCCUCGUUCACAGAAAGGACUCCUAUAACCGCACCUCCACAUCGUACGAGGUGGAAGACGUGGUUCAGAAGCUGGAAGUCAACGAACCCCAGUGUAUUGUCGCCAACAUCACUACGAACAACGACUAUACGGCUCAUGUGCCAGGCCAAUCGUUCGCAAAGUGCUGUGCGGAUGUGAUUCGGAUCGAUGAGUGCAUGGGUGCUGAGGCAGCCAUAGCCAUCGGUGGAUCCUUGAUGAGCGAGGAGGCCGACCAGGAUGACACGAGCAAGGACAAGGGCAAAGAGCUUACCGCAUAA
Messenger RNA from Gamsiella multidivaricata, 450 nucleotides. RefSeq lists its product as uncharacterized. The record is from RefSeq and is a predicted model, not a curated record. The transcript is spliced from 3 exons. Bases 1 to 450 code for a protein of 149 amino acids. NCBI's taxonomy places the organism in Eukaryota, Fungi, Mortierellomycota, Mortierellomycetes, Mortierellales, Mortierellaceae.